GUCCAGUUGUCAUUGAAGAACAGAGGGCACAGAUUAGUCUACGAGUUCCUCAACUGCCCCGCUGCUCUGCCGCUGAGACACUCCGCUGUGAGCUCGCCGUCCGUCCACCAGAGUCUCGGGAACCAGGGCGCCCACCAUGGAGAACGUGGCAGUAUUCGACUCACCUGGGAAGGGGAGGGGUCUGAAGGCCACAAAGGAGUUCUGGGCUGGAGAUGUCAUUUUUGCCGAGGCCAGCAUUUCAGCUGUUGUGUUUGACAGCCUCGCAGAACGCAUUUGCCACAGCUGUUUCCGCAGGCAAGACAAGCUCCAGAGGUGUGGCCAGUGCAAAUUUGCUCAUUAUUGUGACCGGACCUGCCAGCGCGCCGGCUGGGCCGAACACAAGCAAGAAUGCGGUGCCAUUAAAGCUUUUGGCAAGGCACCGAAUGAGAACAUCCGGCUGGUGGCCCGCAUCAUGUGGCGCCUGGACAAGGACGGCCCCGUGGUGUCCGACAUGCAGCUGGCCACGCUGGAGGAGCUGGAGGACCACAUCACCGACAUGCAGGAGGACGAGCUGAAGGAGUUCAAAGUGGACAUCCACAACUUCCUGGACUACUGGCCCCGGACCAGCAAGCAGCACACAAUCGACGUCAUCUCGCACGUAUUUGGAGUGAUCAACUGUAACGGCUUCACCGUGAGCGACCAGAGGGGCCUCCAGGCGGUGGGAGUUGGUCUUUUUCCAAAUCUGUGCCUCGUGAACCACGACUGCUGGCCCAACUGCACUGUCAUCCUCAACCACGGCAAUCAAUCGGCUGUGAAUACUUUGUUUCAUUCUCAACGGAGGAUUGAGCUGCGUUCUUUGGGUAAGAUCGCAGAAGGAGAGGAGCUGACGGUCGCCUAUGUGGACUACAUGAACCUGUCAGAGGAGCGACGGCGACUGCUGAAAACACAAUACUUCUUCGACUGCACGUGCGAGCACUGCAAGGACCGGAUCAAAGACGACAUAAAGCUGGGUGGAAGGGAGGUGGACGGAGUUAAGCCUUCAGAAGAACAGGUGAAAGAGGCAACAGAUUUCUGCUUUCAAAUGCUGGAGAAGAUGGACCAGGCUCGGUUAAAAGGCGACUACCACGAUGUGGUAAAAAUCUGCCGGGAGGCCAUCGAGAAGACGGAGCCGAUUUUGGCUGACAGUCACAUCUACCUGCUGAGGAUGUGGAGCACGAUGAGCGAGGUGCAGUCUUACCUGCAGUACUUCGACGAGGCUGCAGAUUUCGCUCGCAAAAUGGUGGAGGGAUACAUGAAGCUGUACCACUCCAACAACGCCGCUCUCGGUAUGGCCGCCAUGAGGGCAGGAGUGACCCACUGGCAGGCUGGGCAGAUAGAGGUCGGACACGGCAUGGUCUGCAAGGCCUACGCCAUCCUCAUGAUCACCCACGGGCCGACGCACCCCAUCACCAAGGACCUGGAGGCGAUGCGCAUGCAGACGGAGAUGGAGCUGAGGAUGUUCAAACAGAACGAGUACGUCUACCACAGUAUGAGAGAGGCGGCGCUGAAGAACAAACCGAUGGCCAUGAUGCACGAACCAAAGUCUGUGGAGGAGGGCAUCAAAAAUCUCUUCCACCGGAAGAAGUAACCAGUCGGGAGAGCCUUCCUAUUGUUUACUGCCAACAGCUUUCCGAGUGUUUGUGCGAGAGUCGACACAUUUAGUCUCACGUUUUCCGUCUCGCUCGCAUUUUGUAGUUACACUUUUCAUUAAAAUAUUGUCCUGCGAAA
Molecule: messenger RNA, 1746 nt
Organism: Stegastes partitus (bicolor damselfish)
Lineage: Eukaryota; Metazoa; Chordata; Actinopteri; Pomacentridae
Gene: smyd1b
Product: SET and MYND domain containing 1b
Exons: 10
Coding region: 137-1606 (489 amino acids)
Cellular component (GO): nucleus
Molecular function (GO): histone H3K4 methyltransferase activity; protein binding
Source: RefSeq, a predicted model, not a curated record